AUCUCGUUUGCUUUCACUAUAGCAUUCGGAGGAAUGUUUACCAAAAUGUGGAGGAUCUAUCAUAUCAUCAUCAACAAACGAACCAUCAGGAAGGUGAUAAAGGAUCGACAUCUGGUUGGCAUCAUUGUGGUGCUUUUAAUCAUUGACCUUAUCAUUCUGGGCUCCAAGGAGAUCGCUGAUCCUUAUCACGUGAUUGAUGAGCUGAUCGAGCAACCACGGACCCAGAAAGACCGUGAAAAUUUCGUACUGUACAUCCAUGUUUACCGACGAUGUUCUACCAAGUUCAAUACAAUUUGGACUAUCAUCUUGGGUGUAUACAAGAGUUUCCUCAUGGUGUUUGGGGCAUUCUUGUCUUUCCAGACGAGGACAAUUAGCGUUCCUGGACUGAAUGACAGUUACUAUGUUGGGCUAUCUAUAUACAAUGCUUGCCUGUGUUGCGCUGUGGCUGUUCCCUUGUCACUCUUCAACGUAAACUCCCUCAACGUGACCUACGCCGUUACCUCUGGGUUCAUCAUCUUUUGUGCGACAACUAUUCUCUGUACACUUUUCCUUCCCAAGAUAUCCGCCCUCUAUCGGCAGCAUCAUGAAGUAGGUAACAUCCAACGAUUCGGCGGUCUGAACACAACACACUCGAUGCCAGGAACAUCAGGUGUGACAACUGUUAAAAUGAUGGGACGAGAACCAACUCAACUAGGUGAACAUAAUGUCAUCAAUAAGAAAGCCUGAAUUA
Messenger RNA from Lytechinus variegatus (green sea urchin), 730 nucleotides. Its product is annotated as gamma-aminobutyric acid type B receptor subunit 2-like. Gene Ontology annotation, biological process: G protein-coupled receptor signaling pathway; gamma-aminobutyric acid signaling pathway. Gene Ontology annotation, cellular component: membrane; G protein-coupled receptor heterodimeric complex. The transcript has 5 exons. Bases 34 to 726 code for a protein of 230 amino acids. Gene Ontology annotation, molecular function: G protein-coupled GABA receptor activity. Lineage: Eukaryota; Metazoa; Echinodermata; Echinoidea; Temnopleuroida; Toxopneustidae. The record is from RefSeq and is a predicted model, not a curated record.